AUGGACCAGUCUAAUGGCAGCAGCAGUGGUGGUUAUGGACCCCGUCCCCCUCCGUACAAUCAUCAGGAUUAUGGACAGAGUUCUUACACAGGGAUGAGCUAUCAGGUAGGGAAGGGCAACGUUGCAGUGGUCUCGCCUCCUGGCACCUAUGACAACAUGGUCCAUCCUGACGGAGCUGGAGGCGUCCAGCAUGAUGGUGAAGCUCCACCUGACUACUCUUAUGGCUUAGAGGAUAGCAGCUUCAGUGAUGCUGCUGUGCGAAGAGGUUUCAUAAGGAAAGUCUACUUGACCCUGAUGAUUCAGCUGCUUGUGACAGUCGGGAUCAUCUGUGCUUUUCUUUAUUGCGACGCUCUCAGGAAAUGGACAUGGGCCAACUACUGGUUCUCCUACACCAUGAUGGCGGCGGUGAUGGUGCUCAUCGUGGCCUUGUCCUGCUGUGGCAACCUCCGUCGUCAAGUCCCCCUCAAUUUCAUUGCCCUGGGCCUGUUUACUGUGGCAGAGGGCCUGAUGCUUGGAUCUGUGGCAGUGUUCUUUGAUGCCGAAGCAGUUCUGUGGGCUGUGGGGGCAACAGCGCUGGUGUCCUUCGCCUUGACUCUGUUUGCUAUGCAGUCAAAGUGGGACUUCACCGCAGCAAAUGGGAGCCUGUGGGUGUUUGCCUGGACCCUCUUUUCAUUUGCAUUGCUUUGUGCAAUCCUGCGAUCACAGUAUGUUUACAUCGUAUACGCCUGCCUUGGAACCUUGCUCUUUUCCUUAUACUUGGUGUUUGAUACCCAGCUUAUCCUGGGUGGGAAACACAGGAGGUAUGAAGUCUCUCCCGAGGAGUACGUGUUUGCUGCUCUCAACCUCUAUUUGGACAUUGUCUCCCUGUUCCUCUUCCUCCUGCAGCUCAUCGGCCUCUGCCGCUAAAACUGAACCUCCAUGAAUGGCCUCCCUUAAGAAACUCUUUUGACAUACAAUAUCUAAUUUUGAGGCGCAUCAUGUAUCUAGAUUCAUAUGGAAUGAAGA
Molecule: messenger RNA, 1005 nt
Organism: Micropterus dolomieu (smallmouth bass)
Lineage: Eukaryota; Metazoa; Chordata; Actinopteri; Centrarchiformes; Centrarchidae
Exons: 10
Coding region: 1-906 (301 amino acids)
Cellular component (GO): membrane
Source: RefSeq, a predicted model, not a curated record